Messenger RNA from Syngnathus acus (greater pipefish), 3306 nucleotides. It is a transcript of the gene chrnb2, whose product is annotated as cholinergic receptor, nicotinic, beta 2. Gene Ontology annotation, biological process: monoatomic ion transmembrane transport; regulation of membrane potential; signal transduction. Lineage: Eukaryota; Metazoa; Chordata; Actinopteri; Syngnathiformes; Syngnathidae. The record is from RefSeq and is a predicted model, not a curated record. Gene Ontology annotation, cellular component: neuron projection; postsynaptic membrane; synapse. Bases 234 to 1868 code for a protein of 544 amino acids. Gene Ontology annotation, molecular function: acetylcholine-gated monoatomic cation-selective channel activity; transmembrane signaling receptor activity. The transcript has 6 exons.
CUCCCUCCAUCCCUUUCUCCCUCCCCACUCGCAGCCGGAGCACGAGCUCACCUGCGGACGAUUUCCAUAUGCGUCCUCUCCCCUUGGUGGUCCUCCAUCGUCGGCGCAGGAGCUCACCAUGACGUCAGGGUACCGCAGGUAGCCGCUGAAGGGAGGUUUGUGUCGUGAGGAAGAAGAAGAAGAGGAUUCUCCGCGGUCCUCGUUGAACACCUUUCGGGCUCGGAAGGGUGACGAUGAGGAGGAUGAGGAUGAUGGAGGAAGGCUGGCUGCUGAUGUUGCUCCUGGCGCUGCUCGCCAUUGCGGGAGGCAGCCUCGGGGCUGAUACGGAAGAGCGAUUGGUGGAACAUCUUUUAAACCCCGCCCACUACAACAAACUGAUCCGUCCUGCCACCAACGGAUCGGAGCUGGUGACUGUGCAGCUCAUGGUGUCGCUGGCCCAACUCAUUAGUGUGCAUGAACGAGAGCAGGUGAUGACCACAAACGUCUGGCUGACACAGGAGUGGCAGGACUAUCGGCUGACUUGGGUCCCCGAGGAGUUUGACGGCAUGAUGAAGGUCAGGCUGCCCUCCAAACACAUCUGGCUGCCUGACGUGGUGCUCUACAACAAUGCCGACGGUGUGUACGAGGUGUCGUUCUACUCCAACGCGGUGGUUUCUUACGACGGCAGCAUCUUCUGGCUACCGCCGGCCAUCUACAAGUCGGCCUGCAAGAUCGAGGUCAAGCAUUUCCCCUUCGACCAGCAGAACUGCACGCUGCGUUUCCGCUCGUGGACUUACGACCGCACCGAGAUCGAUUUGGUGCUGCGCGCCGACGUGGCCAGCAUGGACGACUUCACGCCCAGCGGCGAGUGGGACAUCAUCGCCCUGCCGGGUCGGCGGAACGAGAACCCCGCCGACCCGGCCUACGUGGACAUCACGUACGACUUCAUCAUCCGUCGCAAGCCCCUUUUUUACACCAUCAACCUCAUCAUCCCGUGCGUGCUCAUCACCUCGCUGGCCAUCCUGGUCUUCUACCUGCCGUCCGACUGCGGCGAGAAGAUGACGCUGUGCAUCUCCGUGCUCCUGGCGCUCACCGUCUUCCUGCUGCUGAUCUCCAAGAUCGUGCCGCCCACGUCCCUGGACGUCCCCCUGGUGGGCAAGUACCUGAUGUUCACCAUGGUCCUGGUCACCUUCUCCAUCGUCACCAGCGUGUGCGUGCUCAACGUGCACCACCGCUCGCCCACCACGCACACCAUGCCCCCGUGGGUCAAGGUGGUCUUCCUCAACAAGCUCCCCGCCUUGCUCUUCAUGCGCCAGCCCAGGAAUAGCUGCGAGAGGCAACGGCUGCGUCAAAGACGGAGAGCCCAGGAGCAAAAGGAGGGCGGGCGCAGCGGCGAGGCGGGGGCCCUGAUGGUGGGGCUCGGCUUGGGCGGCGCGGGGACUUCCACGGCGGGCGUGUUCGCCAAGGAGGACGCCGACCCGUGCACCUGCUAUGUGAACAGAGCGUCCGUCAAACAGUUUGGAGGAGAUCCCGCGAGCACGGGAGGCGGUUCCAUGGACGGUCUGAACAGGGUGAGAGAGAACCGGGAGGGGAGCUCCGGCAACCGCGGGAAGCAAGCCACGGGAGGUCAGGCUCUGACUCAAGCCAUCCUGGCUCAAGCCUGUCCGGGUUUUGACGAGGCUGUGGAAGGAGUGCGCUUCAUCGCCAACCACAUGAAGAGCGAGGAUGAUGACCAGAGUGUGAGCGAGGACUGGAAGUAUGUCGCCAUGGUGAUCGACCGCCUCUUCCUGUGGAUCUUCAUUUUCGUGUGCGUGUUCGGCACCGUGGGUAUGUUCAUGCAGCCCCUCUUCCAGAACUACACAGCCAAGACCAUCCACAUGCCGGGCUGAUCGUCCACACGCCGCCAUCGCGCCGACGGGACAGCGCCCCGCCGCCCCGCAGCUGGGAAGGGGGUCUUACCGGAUCUGCAAGACAGGAAGUGAACAGCAGCCUCGCCCCCUUUAUACAUUUUUUUUGUUCGGAACUAAUUUCUUGUGAAAGGAAAGGGAAAAAAAAAAACUGACUGGCCCUCCCCGCUCGCCGUAAGUCCUCGCCACCUCACCGCGACCGCUUCGUCCCGCCUAGAUAGGUCGCCGUCAGGUCACAAGGGGGGGGAAAGGAGGUUUCAAACAUAUCACGGUUUGUCUAUUUUUAAUUUGAAUCGACAUUGUAGGUUCUAUCAUGGACUCAUGUGACCGAUAGGCUCGAAAGAAUGUGAAGAAGAUUUUAUAUGGAGAGAUCAUGAUGUACACGCCUCCUCAUUAUUGCAAAUGGAGAAAAUGCACGUGAAUGAUAAGAAAGGGAGCUCAUAUGUGACCACCUCCAUUUUCUUGCCUUUUUCCUUUCCUCUAUUUUUCUCAUUGACUUUUUCCCUUAUUGCUUUUCUUUCCUCCCAUAUGUUUUCUUUUUCUCUUUUCUCCAGUCUCCAUUCCUUUUCUGUGUAUUUCUCCAAUUUCAUUUUCUUUUUUAAAAUACUGCGCACCUCCCUUUUCUCUCCACCCCUCCCCUCCCCUUUCUUUCCUUCCUUCCUUUCCUCAUCCUCUUAAUUGUAUGCAAGCGUCCAUGACCGCAUCUUCCAGAAAAUACGAUGCCAUACCCUUUCCUCUAUUUAUCAUCUUUGAUAUCAUCUUUCCAAACCAUUUCCAUCUUAUUGGAUUUUCAGAUAUAGAAGAGAAACAUUUCAUCUCGAGAAUGCCUGUUAAGUGCCGCAUGUCCUGCGGCAGAAGAGCGAAAGUUUAUUUUUUUGGAUUUGGUUUUCCUUUUUUUUUUUUCCCGGGCACACGCUGCAGGGUAGGAAGUGCAGCUGAAUGAAUUUUUUAAUAAACAAGAGAGAAAUGACAAGAGGAUCAACUCUGGCGAAUGAGUCACAGCAGCUUAAAAGAUUCACAAACAAGAAGCAGGAACGAGGCCAAAUGACACUGAAUUAUAUACAUUACAUAGCGACAGCGUGAUGUCGGCCGCUAGCAAGAGCACAAGUCAGCUUUUCACGCAGGGUUUGUAUCGCUGACAUUGGGUGGGGGGGGGGGAGGAUAGACAAAAAUCACUAAAUCAUAUUUAGCUGUGAGUUUGGACACUCAUGCUGACUCUGGAAGGUCGGACAAUUUCAAGACCAUCCGUGAAACAAGUCUCUCUUUGACCUGUCCACUGGUUCCUCCUAUUCUUCUCACUGAUGCUGCCAUUAUGACUCACCCCUAUCGUUCCCUUUCCUUUCACCUUCCCAGAUCCUGCAUACUCACCAAGCCCAAACAAUGGCAGUCCAAUAAAGGUUGUAGGUUGCGAUUAUUUCAA